Molecule: messenger RNA, 1464 nt
Organism: Phyllotreta striolata
Lineage: Eukaryota; Metazoa; Arthropoda; Insecta; Coleoptera; Chrysomelidae
Source: the annotation of a GenBank genome assembly
UAUAUCUAGACACAAUGUCAAAUUGAUUUUAGUUAAUCGCAUCAAAACUCACCACUUUUUUCUCUAACAAAUCCCAAAUUAACAGUAGCCGCAAUUUCUUCGUACUCGCCAUGAAGCCGAAGAAUAAAUUCAAGUUCGAAGUGCUGGCCGAGCCGGAGUUCGGCAAGACGAAGAAGAUCAACACCUGGAUCAACGGCGAGUCGCGCUGCUACCCGGUGACCAUCAACCCGAAGGACUUCAGGAGCUGGCCGCCCAUCCUCACCCACGUCACCAACGUCGUCCAGCCGAACUUCGGCCUGGUGAAGAAGCUGGUGGCGCUGAGCACCAUGCGCUCGGUGAACUCCUUCGAGGAGCUGGACCCCAACGAGAAGUACGUGGCGCUGGGCGCCAGCUGCAAGAUCAAGGAGCCGCCGGGCGGGUACGAGACCGUUCCUCAGGAUAAGGUCAAGCAGAAGAGGUCGUACAAGAAAUGUUUCUACGUCGGCGAUUUAAAUCCGAAGAGUCGUCCGUUCCUGCAGGUCAUGCAAAAGAAGAAACUGACUGUUGUUUAUAUAGCGAUCAGCGGUAAGACGAGGCCUCCGCAGAAAGUCAUCUUCAACGAGCAAGACAUGAAAGACUGGAACCUUAUUCGUAAUUAUUUAGCGAAGCUGUUGGGUAUAGCCGAGGGAGUUCAAAACAUCUGCUCGAUCUAUGGGGAUGUACUAGACGACGCCAGUCAAUUCCAGCAGGGCUAUUUGUACGUGGUGGUACCUUUUACUGAACAAUUCGUCCGCAUGGAUUACGCCAGCUUCUCCAAAGAGAAGAACAAUUACAGGAGGAACUUCAUGUUGCCAGUACUGCCACCUUUCAACAGCAACUCUUUCGCUAGAGCUCCAGGGUUGGAAAAACAAGCCACACUAAAAGUUAUCGAACGCGAAAAACCAAAACUGCCGAAGCCGAUUAAAGAAGAGACGACCUCCGCAGUACCAUCAGAAAUGGAGGACAUACUGCCCACUUUGGAUCCCAACGUUCUGCUUUCCGGGGACGCAACGAUAGAGAAAUUAAAUCGCAAAACUCUGAAAGAAGAUUAUAGCAAACAUUUCGCUAAAGAAUCGCUGGCGUCGAUUUUCUCGCAAUAUUCAAAGAAAAAUUCGGAAUGUGUUCCUCAAGCGGUGGAGAAGAAGGAAACGAUGAUCGUUGAAGGUUCGAACGAGUGCAGGCAGAAGAACGCAGAAGAACUCGUCGCGAACAAUACAAUUUCCAAAACUCACGAAGAUACUAAUUGGAACGUUAAGCAGUACGAAUAUUUGUGGAAAGAUCUGAGAAGCAUACUUAUUGCCCUUAAAACCGAAAUCGAACGGAACAGGACAAAUCUGUGCAGUUGAAUUUUGUGAGCGUCCUAAUUUUAUUCAAGCACGUGUAAUUGUAAUGUUUAUUGUCCCGGUAGAAGAAUAAAUAUUUUACGAACCGUUUUAUAUAAUUUCG